This is a messenger RNA of Rhizophagus irregularis DAOM 181602=DAOM 197198, 612 nucleotides long. RefSeq lists its product as uncharacterized. NCBI's taxonomy places the organism in Eukaryota, Fungi, Glomeromycota, Glomeromycetes, Glomerales, Glomeraceae. The record is from RefSeq and is a predicted model, not a curated record.
CAAGAUAGCCAUUCAUUCUAUUUUCUAUUUUUACCAUCUAUCAUUUUUAUUACGUAACUUUUAUUAAAAUAAGCCAUGAAUAUUCCACCGAUACCAUUAUCGGCUAUUAAUAAUUUUGUUCAAAACAACUUGGUUAACAGGAUAACAAUUAAUAUUAAUAAUACUCAAUCUAGGAAUACAUUUCAUCAUGGAAAGCAUAUUGGGAAUAAAUUAAUUACACCGUUACCCGUAACAAUAAAUCGCAGAGAAAUGGGAUUUAUAAGGUCCAAGUCAACAAUUGAAAAAGCUUGCGGGAUUGUUACCUAUGAAAUUGAUGACAAGUGUAAGAAUAACUUACCAUUACUUCUUAUUGUGGGUUGGAGGAUAUCCCUUACUGGAAAAAACAAGUGGUUCAUCUUUAUUGGCUGUGAAACAGAUCCAAAUUUCCCAGGCGAAGACAAAAGUUCUAUAAAUAAAUAUUUGAAAGAAAAUGGAAAUAAGGGAUCAAAUACUUUGGAAUUUGAGGAACAUUCAAUGAACAUUGAAAGAUCGAUAUCUGAUGGGAAUAAUGCACAACUCAACAUAUAUAUCCGUUCUGAAGGGUUGGGAUUAUUAGAUAGAAUUUUUUCUUGA